GUUUUGACUGAAAAUGCCGUCGGUUUCGAAAACGGCGGCGAGCGCUUCUGCCCAAACGGAGAAACCAGCCCACUACACCUAUCUAAAGGAAUUUCGUACGGAGCAGUGCCCGCUGUUCUUGCAACACAAGUGCACCCAGCACAGACCCUACACUUGUUUUCAAUGGCAUUUCCUGAACCAGAGGAGACGCAGACCGAUCAGGAGGCGAGAUGGGACCUUUAACUACAGCCCAGACGUGUAUUGUACAAAAUACGACGAAACAACAGGAAUCUGCCCGGACGGAGACGACUGCCCCUAUCUACAUCGAACGACAGGUGACACAGAACGAAAGUACCACCUGCGCUAUUACAAGACUGGCACUUGUAUCCACGAAACAGAUGCCCGGGGGCACUGUGUAAAGAACGGGCUCCACUGUGCCUUUGCUCAUGGCCCACAUGAUCUUAGACCUCCAGUAUACGAUAUAAGAGAGCUGCAGGCGCAGGAGGCUCUGCAGAACGGGCAGCUUGGAGCUGGGGAGGGGAUUCCAGACCUGCAGCCGGGAGUCCUGGCCAGCCAGGCAAUGAUUGAGAAAACCCUCAGCGAGGACCCCAGGUGGCAGGAUACCAACUUCGUGCUGGCGAACUACAAGACUGAGCAAUGCACUAAACCCCCGCGCCUCUGUCGCCAGGGGUAUGCCUGCCCACACUAUCACAAUAGCCGGGACAGGAGGAGAAAUCCGAGAAAAUUCAAAUACAGAUCGACGCCGUGUCCUAAUGUGAAGCACGGGGAUGAGUGGGGAGAGCCCUCCAAGUGUGACAGCGGAGAUCAAUGUCAGUAUUGCCACUCGCGCACUGAACAGCAGUUCCACCCCGAGAUUUACAAGUCCACAAAAUGCAAUGACAUGCGCCAAACAGGAUACUGCCCACGUGGUCCCUUCUGUGCCUUUGCACAUGUGGAAAGAAUCCCCUCCACAGAAGAGACCAUGAGUUCGUUGCUCAGUGUGAUGCAUAGUGGAUCCCAGCCCAAGACAGGCUCUCAGCACUGUACAGACAGCACAGUUAACGACUGGGAGAGCAAUGCAGACUGUUUCAGCAGCACUACUAACAAUGGCCAAACCGGAAAUGUUUCAUGCUCUAGUAGUCCGACUGUAACAUCGAGCUCAUUAUCCCCUAUUGGACCCAUCAGCAGGCCCAAAUGCUUUACUAGUGGUAGCUUAUGUACAGAGUCCACCACGCCCAGUGUCUCUUCUCCAACGUCUAGCCACCCAAAAGAGCCUGGCUUUGAACGCGAGGAUCAGGCAAAGAAUCUGAAGAGUCACCCACUGGACGGUAAUCAGAAAUUAAAUGACCAAGAAAAACAGAACCUUAUUAGUGUUUUUUCAGCGGCUAACCCCCUGGCUUCGAGUAUCACAUCCAGUAUUGCUUCAAGCCUGGCCUCUAGUAUUGGCUCCGACAGUCCCUCCCCCACGGCGUUGUCCACGAUGAAUGCCAAAGCUACACCGUUCUACCCAGGUAGUAAUACAGUUGAAUCAGUAAUAGGUUCCGCUCUUGACCUGAAUUUUAGUGACAUAAAUGUAUCGUUUCUUGAUAAAGAAUUAGAAAAACAAGAAAACGGUGACCUAGGAUUAAGAAACCAGAGGUUAUUAGGAGGCUCCGCCCCGGUGAAUAUCCCCGGCUCUCUUGCUCGUUCCUCUUCUCUGCACUCCUCGUCCUCCCUCUCUGCCUCUCCGCUGAACUCUCUGUCUCAGUCUCUCUCCCAGUCUCUGCUCUCCUCUGCAAUGGCUCCCCACCAGCUGCAGCCCCAGCCAGCCAUGUCCGAGCACGGGCUCCUGGGCACAUCAGCCGGCUCCUCUCAGAACUCCUUAGGUUUGAAUGGUGGAACUGGUAGUAUUUGGGAUUUUGUCAGUGGAAGUUUCUCUCCCAGUCCAUCGCCUGUGUUUAGCAAUGUUGCUGCUGCAACUCCGGCCACCAGCACCGCUGAUCUGGCAAGGUUGCAAAAGAAACUGGAUGAGGCUAAAAGGAAAAUCAAGCAGUGGGAGGAUUCAUGGCAGCAGGUCAAACAGGCUUGCAACGCCUGGCAAACAGAAGCCCAGGAAGCGAAAGAUCAAGCGAAAUCUGCUGAAGCCGAGAGGCUGCUCGCCUUCCAAAAGAGGGAUGAUGCCAAGCGCAAGCUGAAAAAGCUUCAGGAGGACUUUGAUGCAAUGUGCAGGUCGCCCGGUAUGCCCCUUCUGCGGAGUUACGGAGACAUCGACAAAGUCCCUUUACCAAAGCUUCACUCAAUCCAGCGUCAGCUGAGAGCAGACUUGGACUUGGUAGACAGGGUGAUAUACCAGCUUCAGUCAAAGAAAUGUGUAGCAUGCCAAAAGCAUGACCGCCAUGUCGUUCUGCAGCCUUGCCAGCAUUAUGUACUCUGUGAGAACUGCGCACCUAGCAAAACAGAGUGUCCUUUCUGUAACACAAAAAUAAUGAAGUGGUGAGAGAGACACAUUCAAGAUACUAUUCUGGUGAUAUAGACACAUUCAAGGUGCUGUUUUUGGAUCCAGCCCUUUUAAAGAACUACUGAUAUAUUCUGCUAACAGUUUAAAAUAUAGCAUUUUCUUUUGUGUUUCACUAUCUCAUAUAGUAAUUCAGUUGCUAGAUAUAUUACAAAUAUUGGAAUGGUGUUUGACUGGUACAAUUGUGGGAAUUUAAUUCCCAUAUUAAAUUUUUUUUUUUUUUUUGUAUUUUAAAGUUUUGCUUAUUCUCGUCCUUCCUAAGUUUCACAAGGCCUUCUCUCUUUAUAAUCCUGGUUUGAAAGGAGAGCUAAUCUUUUCCUCAUAUUGGCAUUAGUGGAGAUCCCACUUUUAUCUAUAGAUAAUUUGACAGAUUUUUACAGAGGUUGAAAAGUUGUUUUUGCUUCCUUUUACCUAAUCAUUUCCUGUUCUGUAGGUCAGUCUCAUGCCAUUUAUCCAGUUGCAAUUGUACCAGCACGUUAAGUUACAAGAAAGUAAUCUCUAAGGCUGGUUUCAAAGACCUUCAUUAGAACUGAUUGAUUCUAAUCGGGGCUUGUGAAACCAACCGAGGUAUUUGGCAUAGGAAAUUAAUUUUCAAAGCUUUUGUUUUUUAUCACUCUGUCUGAAUGUAUCGGUCAAAUACUAAUUUACUAGUUAUGUGAAGAAGUUUAAUUUCUUGUAAAAGCACUUUGUAAAUCUGGGGAUUUGUUAGAUGAUUAUAGAAUUAGAUUUAAGCUGCUUUGUAGUAUUCUUGUUACUUUUAGUUUUUUCUAAAUACGCUAUAAUAUGAAGCUUUGGUUGUGUACUGUGAAACGUAAUAGAAUAUUUAAGAUUCAGUCUCUUACUGUUAAAUCAUGGUAUAGUUAAAUAUAUUGUUAAAGAUUUAAUAUUCUAAAAAAAAAAUAGUACUUAAUAAAAAAAAUAUGAAUUAGUAUUGUUGAACUUUCUUAGGAUUUUUACAUUUUUUUUAAAAUUUAAACUUAAGUGCAAACUUUUAAUGCUCCUAAGCAUAAACCAGCAGUUAGAAUGAUAUCAUAAAGGCACAUACGCGAACAAUGCAUUUAGGAAAUCUGUUGCCAUUUUUAGUUCUUGUUUUUCUUUAUCGUUUGUUUUGUUGGAGGAAUCUGUUUGCUGCAUGUACCAACCCUGUGGUAUCGCGUGGCUGUAUUUUCUUUAGAGACUUUGUUUUGUAGAACUCCUAGCCUCUCGAAACUGUUAAGAGUGUAUCCGAUAUGUGGCCACUCAAACCCAAGUGCCUUGCGUAAAUAAUAAUAAUAAUAAUAAUAAUAAUCUUCAGCGUCUGUGGCUAAUGCAAGAUUGCAGUUAAAUUGCUACAGUUGUGAACAAGCAAAAUCGGGACAAAAAUAAAAUUCUAGAUUUUUUUUUUCUUUUCUUUUGGUAAAUAAAUAAAAGAAAAAAAACACUCAUGAUUUACUGAAAAAAGAAUCAUGAUUUUAACACACAGCACUUAAUCAGAAUCGGGCAUCCCAUUGCAUAGCAGUUUGAGCCAAUCCUGGUUUUGUUAUGAGUUUUAUACUGCACUGCAUCUAAUCAGGCUCGUACCAAAACCUGGAAUGGGUGAAACUUCUGAGCAAUAAGAGUCUUCUUUCCAUCUCUGAGACUGUUGGUUAAGUGAUUGCUUGACCUGACGGCAAGCUUAAUAUCGUGUUUGAAUUUCCAGGUUUGUUUGUCAGGCAAUGGUGCUUUUUCUUUUUUUUGGUGCUUUUGUUAAAUUUUUUUUUUUGAGUAGCUACAGUAUCGAUUCAAAAAGACGAUCAUGUUUACUUUAUCUGGUUAGGAGUAUGCAAUUCAGGAAAACCUUUACUGUAUCUAUGAGAACUGACUCUGUUUGCUAAACUGUUGGUAAGUGAUGAUUCUUGGACUGUAAUUGCAGAAGAGAUCAGUGCCGUUAAUAUGUAAACUGUGUUGUCAAAUACAACAGUGUAAUGCGCUUAGGUUAAACUAAUUUAAAUGACCUACUACUGUGUUCGCAAGAUGUAUUUGUGUUCAUAUUCUGUUGUGUAUAGUUCCAGUCCAUUAACAUUUACAGCAACGGGUAUGGUUAGCAGAAAACAUUUUGUGCUUAAGUUAAAGUUUACAAUCGGUUAAUGGGGCAGGCUUGCAUAACUCUGUGCUCUGGACAGUGUAUUUGAAUCCUAUUCAGUUUCGCAAAUUUACCUUGGAUUAGAGUGCAGGUAGAUCCACACACUCCCAGCUUGGUGGAAACGUGAAUCGUUCUUAACCCUUUCUCGCUCAUAUCAGGGGAGCUGACUAAAUUAAUAAAGCCCUUGCAAUUUUCAUUUCUAAGAUUCUCGUCCUGCAGAAUGGGGAAGGGAGGCUUUGUCUGCCAGGACCAUACCAUAAUUCACUGAAUAAUUCCAAACAAGCGGAUUGACUAUUCUAGUUGUAUUCAGUGUAUAUAUAUUUGUUUUUUAAACCAAAGGGGUCAAUUUUUGUUGCCCAUUUUCAGUAUUAAUCAAAAUUAUAAUAUAAAGUGGAGGGCAGAUGUGCCCUAUAGCCUGAACGUCUCCAAUUCGAGUCAAGGCUAUUCUAUUGCCGACCGUUGACGGGAGUUUCCAGGGGGCAGCGCACACUUGCCUGAGCGCCACGGGGGUGGGAGGUGGGGGGGGUUAGGUCAGCCAGGGUGUCCUCGGCUCACUGCAUACCAGCGACCCCUGUGGGCUGGCCGGGUGCCUGCCGUCUUGCCUGUAAUCUGCCCCGAGCUGCAUUGUCCUCCGACGCUGUAGCUUUGUGGUGGCUGCACGGUGAGUCUGCAGUGUGUAAAGAUGCUGACGGCACACGCUUCGGAGAACAGCGUGUGUUCGACUUCGCCACUCCUAAGUCAGCGCGGGGGUGGUAGAGGUGAGCUGACCUUAAAUAAUAAUUGGACAAUCUAAAUUGGGAGAAAAAUAAAAAUAAUUGGCAACUACUACACUUAAAAAUAAUUCUUGCAGUAGUUUCAUAUGUAGAGGUCACUUUUGUUUCCUACUUUAAAAAUGAAAACAGUUUCUGCUGAUUUUUGCUUUUGCUGACAAUAUUAAUGGCCUCCCUGUCAUCUGUAGUUUUUGCCAAAGACCUUUGCUGUUCUAGAAUAACCUUUUACUUUGUUUGUUUUUAACAUUCUAAGCAAGAAACAGCUAGAAAUGUAAAUUUUUGAAAAACGACCAAUCUUUAAUAUUGUGUUUUUAAAUUAACUUGAGUAUUUAUAAGAACUGUAUAACAAAACAUGCUUUUUUUAAAAUUAGAAUAUAGGAUAUGUUUAAAGGUGUGAAUAUUGAAUGCAAACAUUUCAACAACUGUACCCAAGUUUUAGUGAAGGAUUGUUUCAGAAAUGAAUGACAGUUGAGUUUGUAGUAAGGGCCCAUAAGGAUCAAUGCUUUUUUUUUUUAAUUGCUUAAGAAAUACAGUAGUGCAGUUCUUCUCUCUCUUCUUGUGCGCUAAGCUGUCACUUAUUGUAAGCCGCUUUAUCUAUUUUGAUAUGACUGCUAUUUGCUGUCAGGAGUAACUGUAUUUGAACUGUAAGGUGCGUGCCUUGGGUCUCCACUUGGUUUGUUGUAAAGCAUUCUUUGUUACCCUAUUCACCUUGAAAUAAAAAGGAUUGUAGUUGAUUUGAGAAAUUUUAAAAAGCAAAAUAUAAAAAAAGCACACAUCCCUAGCUGGUUUCAUUGCCAUAGUAUAUCUUGCCCUUGCGUAUUGCAUUGCAGCCACCCUGGCAAUUUUGCAGAGACACAAAGAGGUAUGAAUGUAGGUCACUUCCAAGGCAACACAGACACCCGCAUGAGAGACCCAUGCAGGUGCAAACCUACCGGUCUAAUACACCAGCUGAGAAUGGCAGACCUACUGUUGUGAUCACGCCACUUUCUCUUUUAAAGGCGCGGCAUUACUGUCGGCUCUGCAGCCAGUGUUAAUAUAAAGGUACAUCAUUGCAGUAGGUGUUUGCAUGCACUGUUUUUUGUUCACACAACAUUGUAGACGCUCCAGAUCAGCCUAUCGAACACUUGGAAGUGAUGGCCGUGUAUUCCCCAGAAUCCGUUUUUAAGAGAAGCACUCUUAGUGGAAUAUCAAUGGAAGCAGCUUGUAACUUUAAAUUCUAGAAGGUCUUACGGUUGGUUAAUCUGUGAUAGACUUGGACUUUCGUGUUGAUGUAUACUUGGUCAGACAAUGUUGUGUAAUUGGUUACUUUUUAUUUUUUAUUUUUUUAUGCAAUUCUAAAAAACAAAUGACUAUUUAUGCAUUGGAUGGAAUUUACCAAGAAUUUCCAGUAAUUUUAAAUGGAGAUAAAAUGUGAAAUAUUAAGUAAAAUAAAAACCAUACAGUUUAUUGAAACCGGUUUUAUAUUUUUGAGAGUUGCUUGGGGAAAACUUUUUAUAAUGUCAAAUCCAAUUUGCAUUUUUUUUUUUUUUUUUAAGUAUCCCUUUUUAACGUGUUAAUGAUCCACCAACCUCGAAUGUACUGUCAUUCACACACUGGAUGCAUGCCAAUCUGCAUUCUUUGAUAGAGCGUUGCUUUAUUCAGAUGUAGCGUUGGCUAGCUGUUUUAAUGUGAAUGCAGUUUAAGUUUGCAUAGUUAUCAGCCUGGGGACAAAACACACAUACACACAGAAAAAGAUACAUAUAGAGAUUUUUUUUUCUUAGGGUUUACAGUCUAAAGUAACUAUAAAAAAGAAAGGUGUUGCUUUCUUAUAGACUUGAAUCUGCAUUUUGUAGAUUUAUUUGCUUCAGAUUCAAUUGGAGUAGACCAUUUAUUGUAGAAGUUCAAACAUAUCCCUUAUUCUGUUAUGUAUUGAAAUAUAUAUUAGAGAGCGAGAGAUAGGAAGUAGCUCCUAUCCUAACUAGUAUUUAAGAGAAAUAAUACUGAUUGUAUAUUCAUUUUGUGUAUGUGUUGUAUGAACAAGACCUUAAUUGCUUAUUAGGAGAACUCUCCCAUGUUUUAAUGUAUGGAAACCUUUAUGUGGGGUAGGUGAGUGUGUAAUGAGAUUGAAGACCUGAAUGGAUUUUUUUUUUCUUAAAUGUAGAAGGUAUUAUUUAUAAUGCAUAAUCAUUUACUUGUGUAUUGUUUAAAAUUGUUAACACUUGUUACACUAUAGCAUUUAUGCAAUGGUUUACAGAAUUCAUGGAAUUAUUUUUAUUAUCUAUGGGAAUUAAAAUCAUUUUUUUGACCUGAAA
Molecule: messenger RNA, 7635 nt
Organism: Polyodon spathula (Mississippi paddlefish)
Lineage: Eukaryota; Metazoa; Chordata; Actinopteri; Acipenseriformes; Polyodontidae
Product: putative E3 ubiquitin-protein ligase UNKL
Exons: 16
Coding region: 14-2455 (813 amino acids)
Molecular function (GO): metal ion binding
Source: RefSeq, a predicted model, not a curated record